GGGUGUGAAGUGACUGCUGCGGGCAGGCAUUUCCUUGUGAAGGGUUUCCGGAUUCGCGAAUGUCGUGAGCACUUUCGAUCGGACUCGACAGUAGGCGAACGUUCUUUAGGGAUUUCGUUGCAGGUGCGAGUGAAGUUCUCCUGCAGGAGUUCUGAGCUCUCCUCACAGCUCCACAAACGGGACAUUUGCUAGACAUGGCACUGCGACUCGCGUCCUUCCGUUCGUGUUCCGUCGUCUUGCUGCUCCGACAAUCGGCAUCCAGAGGAUGGAAUCAAAGCGCGGAAGCGUCACUUUUUUGGGAGCGAAUAUGCGGAUAGGAAGAAUCGCAGAUUGUUACAACCCAGCUAGCGUAGUCUUCAUCUUUCUUCGUUUGGAUAAGGAUUCGUAGUUAUGGAGGACUCGCUGCUCAAUGACGUGUUUGGACCGCCGUCACCGCCACCCGAUAGCCCUGCAUCGCCUUCAUGCUCCCCUGUCGCGCUUCGCGACUGCAGCGAGUGUGACUCUAUCAGAGGGCAAGGCGAGCGGGAAUGGACGCGUGUGGAACAGGUGGAGGGGCUGUGGCUAUGCCGAAGGUUUCUUACAGCGAGGGAGCAAGCCAUUGUGCUGAAUGCCAUAGAAAGGGAGAAAUGGUUCGACCCACCAGUCAAGAAUCAGGUCAGCCAAGUGCAGCGUGCGAUCGGGUUGUUGGUAUGCUUAAAGUCUCGAGUGAAAUUUCAGGCCCCGCAUGAGAGAAAUGGUUCAACCCACCAUUUUCAACCCACCAGUGAAGAAUCAGGUCAGCCAAGUGGAGCAUGCAAUCUGGUUGUUGGUAUGCCAAAAAUGUCAGGUGAAACUCGCUUUAUCAUCCUUAAGACUGUCUUGUGGCACAUCUCUCUUUCUUUUUCUCACACACUGGCUUUCCUUGUCUUUUCUCAUAGUGCGUACAGAUCAAAUCAUUCACCAUCCUAGCUUAACAUCCUAGACUUUGCUUAUUCAAGUCUCUUGACCUGCCAGGCUUCCCUCUGUUCCCCCUCCGUUUUAUCUAUUUCACUCUGCCCGUCUCCCCCUCAGGCCAUGCGCUUUGGCAGCCUUCCCUCCGAUUGCUGCUCACCUGGCCCAGCUCUCUUCGUCUGUUCCCCUCUACCUCUUAGUCUGUCCUACUCUCUUCUCGUCCCGUCCACCUGUCUCCUCCUCAGGCCAUUCGCUUUGGCAGCCUUCCCCCAAUUGCUGUUCGCCUGACCCAGCUCGUGCGUGCUGCUGCGUUGGAUCGAGCAACAGUCGCUGCUCCUGCGGCUGCUGGUGCUACUCCUGUUCCUAAUGCUGCUGUUUCCAACCAUGCAAUUUCGAUUGCUACUGCCACUGCUGGUGCUACUCCUAUUCCAAAUGCUGCUGUUUCGAACCAUGCGAUUUCGGUUGCUACUGCCACCGCUGCAGAUCGUACCAUUUCCGCUGGAGCAGUAGCAGCAGGUGACAGAGCAGCUACAGUGCAUAAUUCGGCUAAUGCUUGCUGUUGUAACGGAGAUGCUACUAGAGGGGAUGGAGCGGCUGCUGUUAGGGGAACGGAGGGUGGGUGUGGGGUGAUGAGCGCAGAGAGGAACGGAGGUUGGGGGAAUGGUGAGCAGAGUAGGAGGGAGCCGAGUGAGAGGGAAGGAGGAGGGGGAGAUGGUGAGGGGAGUGGGAGGGGUCUGAGUGAAGAUGGUAGUGAGGGGCGAGGGGAGGGAGGAAGUGAGGAUGGAGAAGAACAAGGGAGGAGUGGGAAGGGUUGUCAGAAGAGGCGGAAGAAAGGAAAGCAUGAGGGGGUGCUGGGGGAUGCGGGGGAGAGAGAACAGGAGCGAGGUUUGCAAGAGGCGACAGGUUUUGAUGAGUUGAUUAAAGCUGAGUCCGAGCAGUUGCGGGCGGUUGAAGCUGAAGCGGACGCUGAGCAGUUACAGGUGCAGCCGCUGUCACGGCGUGUGCUGCAGCGAGAGCCAUUGUUCGAUCAGAUGAUCGCCAACUGGUACAGCGCACAUGAGGGCAUCAAGCCACACGUGGAUCUGAUGCGAUUCGACGAUGGCAUUGCCAUCCUCUCCCUGCUCUCGCCCUGCGUCAUGACUCUUGCUCCUGCCCCCACCACCACCACCACCGUCACCGCCAUCGCCACCACCACUACCAUGCCUCCUCCAUCUUCCCCCCUUGAGUCCCCUGUUGAACCACCCUCACCUAAUGCAGCAACGCCUUUCGAUGCAACUGUAACGUCCCUCUCUGCCAGGAACAGCAUAAGGGCAAAAAGGGGUGGGAAUACUUCGGUGUGUGACUCAUCAUCUCAAUCGCACCUGUCGCCACCUCCAGGGUUUUCAAUCUCGCUGCUUCUGGCUCCCGGGGAUCUGCUGCUCCUUUCGGGCCGUGCUAGGUAUGAUUGGACGCAUGGUAUUCUUAGAGAUGCAGCGCACCAGCAGUGGGAGGGGAAGCAGGUUCCUGGGCUAGAGAGAAUAUCUAUAACAUUGCGUAAGCUCCUUCCGCAAUAAAUUUUCUCUGUAACGAGUUUUUGUCAUUCUUAGAAAUGAAUAAACGGGUGAAGC
Molecule: messenger RNA, 2537 nt
Organism: Closterium sp. NIES-67
Lineage: Eukaryota; Viridiplantae; Streptophyta; Zygnematophyceae; Desmidiales; Closteriaceae
Source: the annotation of a GenBank genome assembly